Molecule: messenger RNA, 5928 nt
Organism: Stegastes partitus (bicolor damselfish)
Lineage: Eukaryota; Metazoa; Chordata; Actinopteri; Pomacentridae
Gene: raraa
Product: retinoic acid receptor, alpha a
Exons: 8
Coding region: 2205-3572 (455 amino acids)
Biological process (GO): regulation of transcription by RNA polymerase II; cellular response to corticotropin-releasing hormone stimulus; retinoic acid receptor signaling pathway
Cellular component (GO): transcription regulator complex; nucleus
Molecular function (GO): nuclear glucocorticoid receptor binding; nuclear receptor activity; zinc ion binding
Source: RefSeq, a predicted model, not a curated record
AUUCAGAUAUAUCUGAAAAGGCUACUGAAGUAUCAAAUGUUUUCUGUCCACGCAGGCAGUUUGGAAAAGCUGGGAGGUUACACGUGAGAUUAACAACACUGGCAAGUCGUCAGAAUCAAAUGUUCUUGAUUUUGUCAGACACGUCCCAAACAACGAUGAGACCUGCUUCUCUUUUCUUUUAAGAGAUCAAAUUCAUUCCAGUGCCAAAGUAAAAAUUUAAAAAAAGUUAUAAUUUAAUAUUUAGUGGGUGCUUGGCCUUAAUCUCUACCAACAUGUUCAGGCAAUUUGAGCCAACAGCUGGCCUGCACAUCACAUGACAGUCAGUGUUUUUGGAAGGCAUGACACUGAGGAUGUGUUUGCGGCACUUUGUUGCCACUGUAUUCUUGCAACACUAGUUCUGGCAUCGCCUUCGCAGCUUCGCGUGGACCGAAGUCUCGUGGACGGAUACGGCUGCAGGUUUACAAAAACAACAAUGCUGCAUGGAAUGUUGCAGAGUAAAGCGUUUUUAUUGGGCCAUGUGAUGCAACCGUGAAGCAAAUCAAACAACAACUUCCCGGACUUUCCCCAGCUGGAACUAAACUGUGAGAAAAGUCGAUCCCCGGUUACUACGACUGGGUGACUUUGCCACUUUUUGUUCCUUAAUGUGAGCGAACCGAGGGGCCUCUCUGGGUAGCACUCGAGGAAAAAAGUGUAAUGGUGUUACACUGGGUGUACAAGGUGGGAAACCUUGAAUAAUGUGGGAUGAGAGCAAGCCAGAGAGGCCAAUCCGAGUCAGCCAGUGGGUCACCAGGAGGUGAGGCUGCCUACUUCCUUGGGUUCAGGAAAAGUUCAGCCGCAUAGCAUUAGGCAAAUAAGGGAGACAGCGGCUGGGGGAGAAAAAAAAUUGGAGGGUAGGGACUGAUGAGAGCAUGGGGGAAAGGGUCAAAUUAGUUGGAAGGAGGAGCCCAAAUAAAGAGAACUUCCAGGAAAAAAAAAAAAAAAAGGGAGUGAGAGAGAGUUACAUUCUGUUGCAGCACUCAUUAUGUCCAUGAGCUGCGCGUAAAGAUAUGAAAGACUAAUUACUGAGCUUAUAUAACUUAAUCAUGUCCUCAAAUACGUUCCUAUUUAAAGUCCCCGCUGCUCAAUUUGAGGGAGGGCUCCCCCUCACAAUCACGCAGGGCCCGUGUUUCACAGAGAGGGAGAUCCACGGUGACGUCCCUGAAGGGGUUAAACGGAGGAGGAGCAAACGCAUGAAAGGCACUGAGGGGAGGCAGGAGGAGGAAAAAAAAAAGAGAAGAAAAAAAAAAAAGAAAAAGAGCCGAGUGGAGGUGGAGCCAAAGCCCUCAGCUGCUGUGCCUUGUCACAUUUCUGCAGAACAUGAUAGCCGCACGGUUUGGUGUGGGAAUGAUUUCUCUCUCCAAAUACAAACAAGGCGGUGCUGCGCGUUUCGUGCGAACCUGGAUGUCGGAGAGCGCAGUGUGACCGUGGAGAGCCACUGGUUGUUGUGGUGCGCAAAGCAAAAAAAAAGAGGAGACCGGUUCAUUCACGGAGCUGACAGGAGUCCACCCACGGCGGGCGCAAACGGGACAACCGACCAUAACCCAAAAGGACGAACUACAACUCCGCGGAAUUCCCUCUCCUCAUAUUUGCGCCUCAUCCAUAAUUUCCUUUUUUUUUUUUUUGGACUUUUGGAGAUCUUUAUUUUCUGGGAUUGUAUGCGUUUUUUUUUUUUUACCCCUCUCUCUCUCUCUCCUCUUUGUCGUGUGGAUACCAGCCUCAUAUGUUGCUCUCUGUUUGAGCAAAGGCCGAUUUUAUUCCACCGAAGUUGUCCGAGUGCUUGUAGAUUCAUCCUCCUGCGCGUCGUGUCCCUCCAAUCGGACACAAUGCAGAAUGUUCUCCUAAAUUAUGUUUUCAAAUUGAGCGCAGCCGACUAGGCUAAAUCAGACACCCUCGGGUUUAUUUUUUUUAUUUUUCAUCCAUCAGUACAGCGCUGUGAGAAGAUGCCAAAUGUUCAAAUGUUCCCGCUGCGUUUGGAUUUACCACUUUUCCCUCGAUUUUAAUGCAGUUUCGCUCCCCGUCUGGGUCCCCUCCGAUCCUACCUCUGCUGGUGGCGAGCUGAAAACCCCCCCCGAGGCUCGCGUGUUCCUGCGUGCGUGACAAUAGUUCGCUUUUUUAAUUUUGUAUUUUUUGGGGGGUAAUAUUCCCCUGCUGUCGCCCUGCUUCGUAUGAUGUAUGAGAGCGUGGACGUUGUGGGACUGAACCCCAGCCCGAACCCGUUUUUAAUGAUGGAUUACUACAACCAGAGCAGAGGAUGCUUGAUCCCGGAGAAAGGACUGGUGCCCGGAGCGCCCCAUCCCUACAGCACGUCCAUCAGGAACCAGCACUGGAACGGCUCCAAUCACUCGAUAGAGACCCAGAGUACCAGCUCGGAGGAGAUAGUGCCAAGCCCGCCCUCACCUCCCCCGCCACCCCGCGUCUACAAGCCCUGCUUUGUGUGCCAGGACAAGUCCUCAGGGUACCACUAUGGUGUCAGCGCCUGUGAGGGCUGCAAGGGCUUCUUUCGGAGAAGCAUCCAGAAGAACAUGGUGUACACUUGUCACCGGGAGAAGAACUGCAUCAUCAACAAAGUCACCCGCAAUCGCUGCCAGUAUUGUCGGUUGCAGAAGUGCCUGGAAGUGGGGAUGUCAAAGGAGUCGGUGAGGAAUGAUCGGAACAAGAAGAAAAAGGAUGAGAAGAAGCAGGAGUGCACAGAGAGCUACGUGCUGAGUCCUGACACAGAACAGAUGAUCGACAGGGUUCGCAAGGCACACCAGGAUACUUUCCCCUCUCUCUGCCAGCUGGGCAAAUACACUACGACCAACAGCUCGGAACGACGCGUAUCUUUGGACGUAGAUCUGUGGGACAAGUUCAGUGAACUUUCAACCAAGUGCAUCAUAAAGACAGUGGAGUUUGCGAAGCAGCUGCCCGGCUUCACGACGCUUACCAUCGCCGACCAGAUCACUCUGCUCAAAGCCGCAUGUCUGGACAUCCUGAUACUGCGGAUCUGUACACGCUACACACCAGAGCAAGACACAAUGACUUUCUCAGAUGGACUCACGCUAAACCGAACCCAGAUGCACAACGCCGGCUUUGGUCCCCUUACUGACCUGGUUUUUGCCUUCGCCAACCAGCUCCUUCCUCUGGAGAUGGACGAUGCAGAGACGGGGCUGCUCAGCGCCAUCUGUUUGCUGUGUGGAGAUCGACAGGACUUGGAAGAGGCAGACAAGGUGGACAUCCUGCAGGAGCCCCUUCUGGAGGCGCUGAAGAUUUAUGUAAGGAAGAGGAGGCCCCAUAAACCGCAUAUGUUCCCCAAGAUGCUCAUGAAGAUCACGGAUCUGAGAAGCAUCAGUGCUAAAGGAGCUGAGCGUGUCAUCACUCUGAAGAUGGAGAUCCCCGGCUCCAUGCCGCCUCUCAUCCAGGAGAUGCUGGAGAACUCAGAAGGUCUGGAGUGCGGGGCAGCAGGCGGCCGGCCCAGUGGAGCCCCUCCAGGCAGCUGCAGCCCCAGUCUGUCCCCCAGCUCUGCCCAAAGCAGUCCAGCCACACAAUCGCCGUAGUUGCGGCCCACCUUUUUAUUUUUUUCCUCAUGUUGCUCUCUGUCUCCUCAUUCUGAAGAGGAGGGGCGAAGGAGGUGGGCCUUGACCCUAACUGCUGAACACAGGAGACUGGCAGAGCCAACCUCCUCCUCUCCUACAACACAAAUCCCCAUCUCCUGAUCUGCUUUUCCCUCAGUCUGGAACCACCGUCCGGACGUGAGGGGAGGUGAGGCUGGAGCAGGCCGGGGUAACAGGAUGCCUCCAAGAUACCACACCGUAAACACUGCUGAUGACUCUUCCUCCUUCUCCCCCCCACUCUCCUCUCCACUGCUGCUCCUCCCCUCUCCACCAUCUCUGGGAAAGACUGAUCGAAGCAAAUCUGGACGCAGCGGAGACCAGUUUUGAGCGAAACUGAGAGUGGGUGUGGCACAACGGAGCAAAUCUAUUGACAAUGAAAAACAGACUGACUUGAGACGAACACCAGACACUUUUUGUUUUUUUUGUUGUACUCUGAGGCAGACUGCAACUUUGGGACUCGUCAAAAGACCCCACUCCUCAAAGACUUUGGGUCUUUUCUCUUUUUCCAAUUUCAAAAAACAGAUUUCGUACAAAAGAUAUAUAAAUAUAUAUAGAAAAAUUAAGGAACUAUUGUGAUUGACAUGUCCAGAGCAGAAUGGCAGGUUGAAAUGAGGACAUGUUUUCUGAGCUGAGAUUAGAACUUGUUGUACUCCUUCACCGUUUGAAUCUUUUCAUACCCAUCAAGAGUAUUGAGAGAGAUGUUUCAGUUUCACAUUUGUACAUUAUUCUAAUUAACAAAAAGCAAAAGAUGUUGAAAUUUCUCUCCAAUGUACACAUGCAAACACAUACACACACAUAUACAUGCAAGACACACACACUCUCAAAUGUGUACAGAAAACAAGUCGCAAUGAAUAUCACCCACUAUUCCAGGUUGGAUUUGUUUUCCUUUUUUUUUCUUUGUUUUUUUCUUUUUCUUCCAAGAGAAUGGGGAAAAAAAAUGAUUGUAUGAACUUGGUUGUAUGAUAUGGUCACAGGUCCUUUCAAGAAAUCAAAUUAAUGAAGAUUCAUUAUUAAGGUGUAUUUUAAGUAGCCUUUGAGUUUGUGUAUAUAAGCUGUAUUCAUUUCUUUAAAACUAUGAAGAGUUUUAGGCUUCACCUGAUUUUUUUUUUAAGAAUACCUUUUAUGUGUUUUGUUUAUAGGUUUGUGAUUCAAGAGAAAAAAAAAGACAUUUUGAGCACAUUUUACUGAAGGAAGUUCUUUCAUGUUUUUGUGUCCCUACUCAAUAGUGGACAGACCCUUCACCAAUCACUGGCUGUUCAGAAUGUGGCUUUCACAAACAAUUUCAACCCUUUUUUGCCCCCUUUUUGUUUUUAAAAGCCUGUUUUUUAUGUACAGUAGAUAACAAAGUAGCACUCCUGUCGGGGCAUAGCUUUUUUGGCCAUGUAGCAGAAAGAGAAGGUGUUCCCUAAAAUGGUGAGUUCGGUGCCAUCUUGUAGCCUCGUGGGCUAAAAGACGACAGCUCAGCUUCAAAGAGAAUUAAAAUGUGAAGAAAUGGUGUACAUACACUCUGUAUUAAACACGAGUAAUUCUCAGCCCUCUCCGAAUGGAUCAAUCUGCAGUGGACGGGAGACGAUUGUAGUGGCCCCUCUGCUCUGUCAGUGGUCAGACAAGUGAAGGUCCCAAAUGUGAUGUUUGUCAGCUAAGUCCUCACAAAUCCCACCCCCACCACCUCCGCCUGGCAACCUGUGGUAGAAACAAGUAUGACUUUAUGCCGGAUCCAGAGCAACCUCGCGCCCUGUGACUCACUUUACACCAAAACGCCUUCACCAUUAACACACGUCAUCAAGACCAUCAUUACUGUACACACACCAAUGUCUCAGGAAGGAAUCAUUUUGUGUGCUUGGCCUGUUAUUUGUAUAUGUUCUGUGCUGCACCCCCUAAAGCCUCCGAUCACAGAUGCACAUGUACACUCACUUCUGCUACUGAGCCCCUGAAUUUUUCUUCAGUCACUCACUUUUGUUAGGCCUGGCAGACCAGGACUUUAUGCAGAGAGACGCCGACCCUGACCCCCGUCAACGUUACACACAUAGGAUGCCAGUGUGGAGUCUCUCUGAGUCGUUCAUGUGUACUUUUUUUAUUUGUACGGUCAAAGCUGCUUUCAUCAUUUAGGACUUUAACCUGUCCAGAACAGCGCACAAGUUUUCCCUCCACAGCUAAUCUGGAAUAGCAACAGACACACCGUCAGUUUGAGAAGUAUGGAAUAUGUUGCAAUUUUGUCAAGAUUAUCAAGCGACUUUGAAAAAAAAGACAAAACAACAAAAAAAGAUAAAAAAAUAAAAACCAACAUUUAAUAAUUAAA